CAUUAGCACAAUAACCACCGCUCACCUUCACCACACUUUAAGGAAUAAUGGGAAUUUUAAAGUUAGAAGACUUGAUAGAUCAGAUACCUUCUCUCUGUGAGGAGGUUAACAUAGAAAAAACAGGUCUCAUCAUUGAUGGUGCAGCUCUGUACUAUUUAUUGUAUUAUUACUCUGAUCUGAAGCUGGACCAGCGCUGUGGAGGAGAUUAUCCUGGAUUUAAAGAUGAGGUCUGUAACUUCUUUAAGACUCUGCAGGACUGUGAAGUCACUCCGUACGUUUUCCUGGAUGGAGGCUCAGGAUCUGACAAGCGUGAACAUCUUGUGUCUCAUCUAAAAAAAAAACUGGAAAAAGCAAAGACAGUAGCAGAGAUUGAGCUUGGCUGCACUGUACGAAAAAGAUACAGGCCUAACGUCUUACCACCUCUGGUCAGAGAUGUCUUCAUAGAAAUCUUGAAGGAGAAAGGCAUAGAGUUUAAACAGUGUUUAGGAGAGGCAGACCCUGAGAUUUUUUCUGCUGCAAAUCAGAAACAAUGUGCUGUGCUGUCCAUUGACACAGAUUUCUGCAUCUAUGAUGUGAACAAAGGUUUCCUUCAUCUUAAACACUUUGAGUGGAAAAGAAAGAAGGAUGGAAAAAUUCCUGCUAAGCUCUACACACGUUCAAAUUUUUGUGAGCAUUUUAAAUUGGACCCUGCUCUCAUGCCAGUCUUUGCUUCAAUAGCAGGAAAUGAUUGUUCAAGAUUAGGUAAAGAAAUAUUUGCAAAUGAAUCAUCUUCACCUGGCCAAAACGACAUCAAACGACUGUAUGGUAUGCUCACAUUUUUAAGCAAAUUGAAGCUGGACAGCUGUAACGAUUCAGUGAAGAGAGAACACGCUCUGCAAAAUGCUGUAAAUCACGUUCGUGAGAUCGAGGACAGAUCUUUCAAACUCUCCAUUCAAAAAUAUGUUGAACCAACAAAGACUGAUUCUGAGCUGCCUUUAUGGGUUCUUCAAAAAAUUGAGCGUGGAGAACUCACCACUUUCGUCAUAAAUAUUGUGGAUCAGAAGACAAUGAUCCUGCCUGCUCUUGUGGAGGACUUUUCACAGCCAAGCAGUUACACAGCUGCUUACCCCAUCAGACAGUACUUCUAUGGACUGUUAACUGGAGGUCAGAUGUGCACUGAAUAUGACAGGGAUAGAGAAGAGAUCAAAGAUAAGCGUGUCCCAUCAAUACUCCUCAGCAGUGAUGAACAGAAACAACUGGAACUAGAGCAUCUGCAUGAGGCUCCUGAAGAUUUGCGUCGCAGGGUGUUUGAAGAAGCUCUGCAGGUUCAGACUUCAGCCUUAGAAAACAUCCCCGACCAGCUGAAGCUGCCAGUCUGUGUGACUGUUUUCUGGUUCAAGAGGCUACAACACCACCCAAAACCUGAAACUGUCCACUGCCUCCACGCCCUCCUGCUGGGGUUUAUGUAUCACCAUGACAGUCCAGAAGCUAACAGAGAGGUUGAAGCAGCAUCGACAGCCUCCUCUCCAAAUGAUGGGAAACAAGAGGACGAGUUUGAGAGGAAGAUGAAAACUUUAAAGGAUGCAGCUAUCAGGAGGAAAUGGCAGCCCCGUGUGGCUCAUGCUUUCAGCCAAUGGCAGUGCUGCAUGAGGCAGAGCCUCCACCUGAACCAGCUGCUGUGUUCCCCUCUACCAGAACCUCAGUGUGCCCGGCUUUACUGUGGACCUCUCCUUCAUCGGCUGGCAGAUGAAGACACGAUUGAAGAAGUACAGAAAACACUGAGAGGAGAAAAGAAGGAAUUGUAUGAGAACCUAAAGACUGUUGUAAUCCAUAUUCUGGAGAGGGAUCCUCUCAGUCCUUGA
Messenger RNA from Haplochromis burtoni (Burton's mouthbrooder), 1841 nucleotides. RefSeq names its product protein asteroid homolog 1-like. The transcript has 5 exons. The record is from RefSeq and is a predicted model, not a curated record. Bases 48 to 1841 code for a protein of 597 amino acids. Lineage: Eukaryota; Metazoa; Chordata; Actinopteri; Cichliformes; Cichlidae.